UGACAGCCGGAGGAGUUUCAUCUCCCGUCCCGACACUUUCUCUUCUCGUUUCUGGGACAUAUCGUGUUAUUUAUCCUCACAUAACCCAGAGCCGCGUGGUUCUGCACUCCUUCACGAGUACUUGUGUCAAAAUCCAAGUUUGUGGCCAAUGGCUUAAUAGCAGCACCAGUAAUGCCAGACCAUGACACAAAAUUCUCUCUAAACCGACAAGCCAAGAGAAGACGGGUGGACAUCGGAGUGAAAAGAACUGUAAGCUCAGCUGCCACAUUGACCCAAACAGCAUCUGGCAUCAUCACAGCUAAACCCACCGUCAUGAACGGGAUCCAUAAGCAGGACGUGCUGGAGAGUCAAGCGGCUCGGUUCAGGCACAUGGACAUGGGUACCACUAGGUCAAACAACGUUCUUCGCAAAUUGUUGAAGAGGACCAGCUCAUAUGGAGAUGACAUGGUGCCUUUUCAUAGCUCCGCUAUAAUCAGCAACUUACCCAAGAGGAAUAUGUCCAAGAGUGGUGGAGACCAAGGGAUAACAGGAUCCAAAGCAUCCCAGGAGGACACUUGCAGCACCUCAUCCCAGGACAGCCCUCAAGAAUGUCCCUCGCCAUCUGCAAACACCACACUGUGCCCGUUUGACUUUGAGCGACUCAAUGACGAGCACCUUCGAGCCAAGCGUGCCCGUGUUGAGAACAUCAUUCGUGGAAUGAGCCACUCACCCAACGUGACUGCUCCAUCAAUUCCCCGCGGAAAAGAUUGCGAGCGGUAUGAAGAUGGAGAAACCGAAGGUCCUCUGCGGUCCGGUAGCCCUCGAGACAGCUAUCGUGAGAACAAGAGGAAGCAAAAGUUACCUCAGCAGCAGCACCAAAGCUACCAGCAGCUGGUUUCUGCACAUAAGGAGCAGAAGGUUGAAGAACGCAGGCAGUUGAAGCUGCAGCUGGAGGACAUGCAGAAACAGCUCCGACAACUUCAAGAGAAGCUCUUUCAGAUGUACGACAGCACCGAUUCCGAAGCAGAUGGAGGGAAUAUCUCUGAAGACAGCGUACGAUCUGAUGAGGGCCUUAUAGAUGGUGACCUCAUUGAAGAUUCUCGCUCUAACAAUGACUUGGAUCCGGGACAGUUUUUGGAUCAAGCAAGGGCUCUGCUUGGUGAACAAGUCUUGCCGGUAGUAGAAAAGCCCAAAGGGGAAAGUUCUCUAAGGGGCAAAGAUUUAAUCUCAAUGCAUGAAGAGGGCAAACAUUUGGCAGAAACCCUGAAGCAGGAGCUGAACUCUGCCAUGUCUCAGGUGGUAGAAACCGUGGUGAAAAUCUUUGCCAAAUCUCAUCGGACAACCCAGGACUACAUCGCUGGUAAUGGGGACAACCCGGAUGUCCACACUGCUCACCAAAGGGUGCAAUGCCUCGGUGACGUCAUCAAUCCCAGCCCGCUUGAAUCAUUUGGUGGAGCCCCUCUACCUAGUGCCAACCACCAGACCGAGGCGAUGUCCCUGGUGGUGCGAAAGUCGCCAUUUGAGCACCAUCAAUCCUCUGCACGCGGGGCUGACGGUGGCCACCCACAUCCCUCUCUUCACCCGUCUUCUCUUUCUGCCAACAUGACCUUCAGCUCCCCAUCCUUCCGGCAUCCGUUUCCCCUCUCUCUCAUGGCUUACUCAUUCCAGACUGCAUUUGGUGCCCCAUCAGCAGGAUACUCUAGGAAAGACCAAAACUUUCCUGACUCAAUGGAUCUGUCACGAUAAUCCAUAAGCAUGCCAACCAAAAUGUCUUCCGGCCACCAUCUAGGGUACCAUCGUUCCUGCUCACCAGUUCGCCCGGGAAGCACUGCUGAGGGGCUGUCGCUGUCAUUCAUCAAAUCUGAAUGCGGAGACCUUCAAGAUAUGUCAGACAUCUCGACCUACUCGGGGAGUACAAUCCAGGAGGGUUUAUCUCCAAACCAUCUGAAAAAGGCCAAGGUGAUGUUCUUCUACACCAGGUACCCAAGCUCCAACACGCUGAAGAUGUACUUCCCCGAUGUGAAGUUUAACAGGUGCAUCACAUCUCAGCUGAUCAAGUGGUUCAGUAACUUCAGAGAGUUCUUCUACAUCCAGAUGGAGAAGUUCGCUCGGCAGGCCAUAAAUGACGGAGUGCUGACCGCCGACGACCUCAGCGUGACCUGUGACUCUGAACUCUACAGAGUGCUCAACAUGCACUACAACAAGAGCAAUGAUUUUCAGGUUCCUGAACGUUUCUUGGAGGUUGCUCAGAUAACAUUCCGGGAGUUCUUCAGGGCAGUUGUGUCUGGUAAAGACGUGGAUCCGUCGUGGAAGAAGGCAAUUUAUAAAGUCAUCUGCAAACUGGACUCGGAGGUUCCGGAGAUCUUUAAAUCCAAAAACUGCCUUCAGAAACUCCUACAUGAGUAACAUGUUUUCUCUUUCUAUUCAAAAAUACAGUUUGCGUACAGUAUAUAUAGAUCAUUUGCUGAAUUUUGUUAAGAUUUCUGCCAGUGUGAAGUAACAUUACACAGGUGAUAAAAAAUGUCAUGGUUUUGUUGGAUUUGACCCUUUUCUGUUGGGCUUUUGUUUGUUAUUGAAUGUGUAGACCGAUCUCACGAUAACGUCAUGUGAAGUUUUGCAGUAUGUGUUCUGGAAAAACAGGGCUGGACUUUCUUCUUUUGUUAUAUUUUGAAUGUUUGUUUUGCAAGACGUGCAUUAUCAUUUCAUGUAUUAUUCCAUAACAUAAACCUUGAUAUGCAAAUGUUAUCUAGUAAGUAUAGGUUUCAUUUGUUCUUUCUGUUUGGGUUUGUUGAGGGUCUAAGCCGGGAACACAACGCUGUUAUGUACAGAAGCUAACUUUUCUCACCGUCUGAGACGAUAGAAAGGCUGAUGCUCAUUCUGUUUUAUUUGCCCGCCGCGGCUCUGAUGGGAUGUGUUUCUGUGUUGGACACGCAUGUCAAGUCACCCACACCGAGGAAACGGUCUAUAAAACCUCAAAACACGAGUGUUCCUCGUUGCCUCGUUCUCUACACAUCAUUCCAGACCUCUGAUAAGAGUGUUUGUGUGUUUUAAGUGUAUGCUCAUCUUUGACUAUCUCCUGCAAGUGAUCUUUUAUUUAUUUUAUUUAUUUUGCUGUGCAGUGCAGUAUUUUCAUGCACAGUGCACACUUACUGUAGAAGGAUUCAUUACAAAAUAAGUCUCUUCAGGUUUCUAUACUUGGCAUUCAAUCAGUUUUGUUGGGAAGUGAAAAAAUUAAUUAUGCUUUGUUUUUUUUCAUUCAUAAAGAAAUUGACAAAAAGUUUUUCUUCGUGUCUUUUUUAAUAUUUGAAAUAAACAUGUGUCUGUUGAAAGGUCUGUUUCUAAAUGGACAGCCUGCACUUCAUGUCUUCCUUAAUCCGAUCUAACAGCUUUUUUUUUACUAUUUACGUUGUGUGCUUCCACAAAGUCAUGGCCAAAAAACUCCCCCCUUGCACCCUUGGUAGCUUUUCUCAUUCAUAUAUACGCUUUUCUUAGCGUACUAAGGUGACUAGAACCAUGAAAUUGUCACAUUUACACCAUCAGGGCGAUAACGAAGAAGUUCAAAUCAGUACAGUGCAGGCAGUGAAAUAAUGCCAAACUAAUGGAAAGUCAGACUUCAGACCAAUGUCUUUAUUAGACGGAUUAAAAUACACGAACAGUCUAUUCAAUUUAAAUCAAACUUGUGUAAAUAGUUUAUAAAAGCAAACAACAUAGUAAAUAAUUACCGCUAACCACGUUUGAUAUCAUAUCAUUGGCGCCAUCUUGCGACUCGUGACGGUCACUACAGCCCCUGGCGUUUGUAAAAAUGACCAGAGAACACAACAGCAUCCAUUCAAAUAACUCUGGAGUGAGUGUUAAACGUUUGACAGAUGAGGACAGAGUUCCCAUCUGAAACUAAAAAGUAAAUAAAACAUCUGGAUGACAGAGAAGACAAGUUACAUUGAAUCCACAUGAGCGGUAACCGGUCCAUGGAAAACGUUUGCAGUAUUGUCAUGUUAUGUUGUUUCAGUGUUUGUUUUAUUGUUUAGUUGAUUUGUGUUUUAUUAGAUGCCGAGAUGACUCUGAGUAACCAAGAAGGCUUUGUGAACUUAUCUGUAAACACGUUUCUGUAAUAAAUAAUAAAAACAUACAUUAGGCUGUAAUAAUCUCCACAUGAUUUUAUGUGACCAUUAAUUUGCAAGUACAAUUAUUGUCUUCACAAGGAAUUACUAUUUUACAUUUGAAAAUGUUUCUACAUUACUUUAACCACUGGCCGAAAUGUAAAACCAUACACUGAAAACACAGAAAUGAUCCACACAGACCGAAGAACAGAUUCUUAAAAAAUACCAAACAGGGUGAAGAAUGUGAGAUGUUUUCAAGGUUGAUUAUUAAAAGCUGAAGAAAGAUGGACUGGCCAUGAACAUGAAUAACUAUUU
This is a messenger RNA of Triplophysa rosa, 4391 nucleotides long. Its product is annotated as prospero homeobox protein 1-like. Gene Ontology annotation, molecular function: RNA polymerase II cis-regulatory region sequence-specific DNA binding; DNA-binding transcription factor activity, RNA polymerase II-specific. The record is from RefSeq and is a predicted model, not a curated record. Gene Ontology annotation, biological process: regulation of transcription by RNA polymerase II. The transcript is spliced from 5 exons. NCBI's taxonomy places the organism in Eukaryota, Metazoa, Chordata, Actinopteri, Cypriniformes, Nemacheilidae. Gene Ontology annotation, cellular component: nucleus.